This is a messenger RNA of Erpetoichthys calabaricus (reedfish), 1501 nucleotides long. RefSeq names its product zona pellucida-like domain-containing protein 1. Lineage: Eukaryota; Metazoa; Chordata; Cladistia; Polypteriformes; Polypteridae. The record is from RefSeq and is a predicted model, not a curated record. The transcript has 9 exons. Gene Ontology annotation, cellular component: cell surface. Bases 4 to 1215 code for a protein of 403 amino acids.
AAUAUGAUGCUCUCCUUCACCAUAGUAUUCUUCACCUUGCACCUUCUCAGAGGAAGCCUGUCCCUCAAUGUCAAUGACUGUUUAUCUUAUUUUAGACCGCCAGACUACAAUGACAUUGCUGUAUCCUGUGGGGCGUACUCCAUUGAGCUGGCUGUACAAGUCUGUCCAGUUGUCUACUCAGGAUACAAUGAGACUCUCUUAGUCAUGAACAACCUGAUUACGGACCCUAAUUGCAAGGGGAAGCUCGACAUGACCACAAAUCCACCAGUUCUCAGAUUCAACUUCUCUCUCAAUGAAAGCGGCAUUUGUGGAAGCAGUUAUAAGAUAACAAGUUCUCCUGGUACCGGAAUUUUCCAAGAUUUUUCAAACAUUCAGAGUGUAAACAUCAGCGGCGUAAUUCAGUCUACUGAUCCAAACACUGGCGUUGUGACUUACAAUCAACAGCUUCUGUACCUUUACUCCUGUACAUACCCUCUGGAGUACAUUAUUAACAACACAAGGAUUGAUGUCACUGGGGCCACUAUUGCUUUGAAAGACAACAAUGGUACUUUUGUCACUACUUUGAGUCUCCAGCUUUUUAGCGAUGCAAACUAUACAACCUUCCUUGAAAUUCCACCCCGAGGAAUCAAUUUAAGAUCUCCAAUUUAUGUGCAAGUCAAGGCCACAAACCUAACCAGCAAGUUUAAUGUACUACUUGAUCGCUGCUACGCCUCAGUUUCUCCAUACCCUUCAAGCUCAAAUGCAGCUUACUAUGAUCUCUUUGUUACAUGUACCAAACAGGAGUUGGUCAACAUAUAUGUUAAUGGUAAAAGCCAAUAUGCCCGGUUCUCUUUCCCUGCAUUCCGCUUCACAGAGCAAAGAAAUUUAACCACCUCCACUUACUAUUUACACUGUAUCACCCGACUUUGUGACACCAAUGACUGUGCUAACUUGCAAAAGUGUAACCGGAAAAGAAGGGCCGCACCAGAACUUACUACAACCUUGUCUCCAGCACUGUUAAAUGAACCUUCCACUGUCACUUCCAAUCCAAUCACUACUAGUGCUGAAAAUGAAAUGAAUGACGCAGCCUGGAGUCAUGCUUCUGCCAUAUCACUCGGCUUAGGAAUAGCUGUGGGAUUCCUCUCCUUUAUCUUUAUCGUGAUGAUAGUUAUCACUUACUUUCUUUACACAACAAGAAAUCAAGAAUCUGGUCUUACAAAAAUAAUGAAUAACUGAAGAAUUCAUGAUCUAGUUUUUAUAGUUUCUCUCUCUCUGUUUUAAACUACAGUAGCUGUUAAAUUUCACAUUGACACUGGGCUGAGGUUCUGGAUAAUAUUACAGAUACAUUAUGUCAGAAAAUAUUAAGUACAAUUUUAUUCUAAUAAAAUGCUUUUAAUGUGCUUAUUAAAGAAUAGUAUUUUAUUCUAUAACUAGUAACACUGCCAAGUUUUCUGAACUUUUUAAAACAUUUGUAUAUACUUUAAUAGUUAUUCAAGAAAAAAUAAAAUUUGCAUCUUAAGUU